Messenger RNA from Oppiella nova, 946 nucleotides. NCBI's taxonomy places the organism in Eukaryota, Metazoa, Arthropoda, Arachnida, Sarcoptiformes, Oppiidae. The record is from the annotation of a GenBank genome assembly.
CUUCUAUACACUCGACGUAAACCUGUUUGACAUUUGCUGCAGCUUUGCCUUAAGUACAGCUGAUUUGUAUAGUGAAGGUCAACAAAAUACUUAAUUGUUUGUACCACUGAUUAGUUUUAAUUCAAUUUAAACGUUAAAUGCAAUCGCAAUCAUUGAGACAAUAAUAAUAAGUCUAUAAUAAUAAGCAAACCAUACAUUCACUGAUACAUACAUUGAUUGCAUUCAUUGGCCACUCAUUUGCCACAACAAGCCGUCAAACGAUUCAUUGAAAAUCAAAUCCAAUUAAUCAUAUUUCGUACGAAAGGAUAUAAUGUUUAGAUUUGCAAACUAUGUCUUCGGAGGUGAUAACGAGUCCAACGUUAACAACGAGAACAUAGAUGUAAACCAUUGUACCGAAAGGGACGUCGACGACGACUGGAUCCUAAUCGACCCCUUCGACGAUAACCACUACAAGAAGCCAAUCAAUGCAUUCAAUGAGUCCAUCGACGCAAACGAUGGCAACGGACAUGAGUUGCAAAUAUUUGCUGCCAAUUAUGAGACAACGACUGACAGAGUGCCUCAAACUUCGGACAUUUCGGACGCACAACAACCCCAACAAUCCAUUGACAAGAGCUCCGUCUGCGAGGGCACCGACGCUGCCGACAGUCCGUCCCUCGCAGGCCCGCCAGGAAUGGAGGAGAGCUGGUUCGUGACACCCCCUCCCUGUUUCAACAGCCUCUCCAACCCAGUUAUCAUUGAGACCACACCACUGGAGAACCUGCUUAUAGAGCACCCGAGUAUGAGUGUCUUCGGACCUUCACUGCCGCCCAUCGAUCAAAGAUCGCCUCAUUCUGACCAAACACUCACACCUUCGCCACCGACAGACACGUCUUCCAGUGACACGACUGUCCAAACGCAGUCCAGAAGACAAAUGAGACAAUUGAGACGUCAACAGCAACAGCAGCAC